UCCGGCAACAAGGUGAGCCGGCAGUCCGUGCUGUGCGGCAGCCAGAACAUCGUCCUCAACGGCAAGACGAUAGUUAUGAACGACUGCAUCAUCCGUGGGGACCUGGCCAACGUGCGGGUGGGACGGCACUGCGUGGUCAAGAGCCGCAGCGUCAUCAGGCCGCCCUUCAAGAAGUUCAGUAAAGGGGUGGCUUUCUUCCCUCUCCACAUUGGUGACCAUGUGUUCAUAGAAGAGGACUGUGUUGUCAACGCGGCCCAGAUCGGCUCCUACGUGCACAUAGGCAAGAACUGUGUCAUUGGUCGUAGAUGUGUUUUGAAAGACUGCUGCAAGAUCUUGGACAACACAGUACUCCCUCCUGAAACUGUAGUCCCACCUUUCACUGUUUUCUCAGGCUGCCCAGGACUCUUCUCUGGGGAGCUCCCGGAAUGCACCCAGGAACUCAUGAUUGACGUUACCAAGAGCUAUUACCAGAAGUUCUUGCCACUCACUCAGGUCUAGUAGCCUAUUUCCCAUGUUUCAGGCACACAGGAACAUUCUGGGGGUGGGGAGAGGGAUGUUGUCCACUGAGACUAGGGCCCGGCCCUCCACUCUCCUGAGCACUUGUGUGAGUGUCCCUCAACACCACCAGCCUGGCCAAGCAGUCCCUUGUGAAAGCUGCUGUGUCCUGUUCAAACUUUGUAUGCUCAUCCGAUGUACUCCAUUCCACGUUGUCUGAACUGUGCCACUGAAUGUUCUGGAGCUGGGAAAGCUGAUACACCUGCCUUAGGGCAGCAGCGGGGGAAUGAGGCAGAGCUGACAUGUGCUCUGCAGCCUCAGCCUGUCUGGUCAGUUCUGUCCUAGCCCAAAGCCUGGCCUUUAGGUUUGCUAGCCCAGCAGGGCUGGUUUGGGUGUGUUCCAGACACCUACCGAGGUUUGUUAGACCCAGGGCUUUCCUUUGGCAAAAUCCUUGCUGCUCCAUAGGCCUGUGGGCUGAGAUGGAUGGCCUCUUCCUUCUCUCCCUGGGAUUCUCUUCUGUAGGGACAUCGUUCAUCAUCCUGCUAUUGGCUUUAGGAAUUUUGGCUGACGUUGACACCUGUCUUUCUGUGCCUGACAGGAUGUUUCUUAGCUUUUAGCUCCUGAAGCAGACUGACAUCAGUCCUGUGCUCUCACCCCUCAGGGUUAGUGUUCUUGUGGCCAGUGUGUUCUACUUCUGAACAUCACAGACCUUAAAGAGCCAAAGGCCUUUGGGAUGAGGUUUGCCAUGUCACUCACAGAAUUCAGUGCAGCAGAAAGUGGGUAAUUAAAAGCAGAAACCAAUGGUGGAUGAGAGAAUGCUGCAGCUGUCCCCAUUUAUUACCCAGUGUCUAUAUUUGCAGAGAGCUCUUUGGUGCUUUUCUGCAUUAUGAAGCUUAGGAAUGAGACUCGGACUUCUUGAAAAGAGUGAACAUUUAAUUUUGGACAUGUAGUAGAGCAGGAAUAGUUCUUUCUGGGAGCAGCUCUGAAAGUUGGGAGGCAUCUGAUGCUUCUAUGUCUGACUGAGUACAGACAACUGGCUGCACAUGAGUCUGCCUGCUCUGGUUGUGCUCUACUAAAGCUUAGCAUCAUACUGCUGUAUGGUUUUGAACUGGGGCUCCUGCAUGUUGUAGUGUAGCAGCUGGGGCCAGGACAUUAGGUGUGUAGUAGGUGUGUGGUUGUGGAUGAGCAGCCCUGGAGCCCUCAGCUGAUCUGUGCAAUUCAAAUGCUGGUAAACCUUAAUAGUAAACAGCUGUACAAGUACUAAUGUGUGUAGUAGCUGCUGUUCAUCACAUGUAAAACCACUGACCGAUUUGUUUGUAUUUUUACUGUACAUAAAUUAAAGCCUCUCCAGUUACUCAAGUGACUCAAGGUCGUACCUCUUCAAAUCAAACUUGAGACUAGACUGAGGUUCCUGCUGUGCCUGGGCAUGAGCCACAGUCCCUUUUUCUGUGACUGUUACAGGCUGUUCUGGCUAUCAGAGUGUCAGUGCAUUAAAAAAGUGAAGUACAGAGUGAAA
Manacus vitellinus (golden-collared manakin) is the source of this 2011-nucleotide messenger RNA. RefSeq names its product dynactin subunit 5 (gene DCTN5). The record is from RefSeq and is a predicted model, not a curated record. Lineage: Eukaryota; Metazoa; Chordata; Aves; Passeriformes; Pipridae. The transcript is spliced from 5 exons. Bases 76 to 498 code for a protein of 140 amino acids.